AUGCCAACCAGCCCUCCGAAGCUACAAGAACCAAAGGGAUACAAGAGAGCGGGCGGAGACAAUACGUGCGCGUAUGUGAACGGUGAUCCAGAUAUCCCCCUAUACUGCGAUGUGAACUCCGCGUGUGUCUACAACUCAGUGAGAUCGAAUAUCGGCUGCUGCCCUGAUACGUCGACUACUUGUUCCAUUUGGACAACAUGCCUCGACUCUUCUGACAAGAACCUAUUCACGACUGACAAUGGCUAUACCCUGUGGUGUGGGUCCUCCGAGUAUCCCUACUGCAAGACGCAUCUCUACGAAGACGAUGUGUUCACCGGGUACACUCUAUUGGGAUGCGCGGUGGCGGCAGGAACAGACAGCGUAGUCUACAGCCCGACCUUGUCCAUGUCGGGUCUGUCUUCAAAAUCAUCUACCUCAGACAGCAGCCUCACAAGUAGCCUCGGUGUAGAGGCAACGAGUUCGAGUGCCCCGAGAGCAUCCAAUGUCGGCUCCACAACAACAAGCAGCAACGCAGCCAGCACGACCGCAGCGGCUAAACCCGGAAGCUCGUCGGCUCCAAUCGGUGCCAUCGUCGGGGGAGUUGUUGGUGGAGUAGCUGUCAUCGCGCUGUUUGCCUCGGGCUUGGUGCUCCUGCUCCGGAGGAGAAGGCAUCAUCAAGGACCAGCCAGCGACCCGUACACUCCGAUGAAUCCGCCCGGGGCCAACUCAUCGCAACAGCAUCCAUCGCAGCCAGCGAUGCAACAGCAGUUUCAGCAGCCGCAUCUUCAGCCGGCGCCUUCCCCGGCGAGCUUCGCGGCGGCAGCACCCGUGACGGACAAUCGUAGCUCCAUCGCAAAGCCCAGUCCAGUCAGCACUACUCAGCCUGUCUAUAGCCCAACUGCAGCAGGAAGCCCUCCGCCUCAGAGCCAGAGCCCUGGGGCGAUACCGCCGGCUUACCAGGCGACCAAUACCAGUACGAAUUCUCCGGCUGCAACACAAAGGAUCUCGCCGACGACCCCGAAUGCUCCUCACGAGCAGAGGCCUGGAAGUUAUGCCAAUCCAGGCUACCAAGACCACGCGCAGCCCGCAUACCAUCAGCACAACGGCCAUUACUACGAAAUGCCCACUGUCAAGAGUGAUCGGGAGCUCAGGGAACUGGCCUAG
Messenger RNA from Diaporthe citri, 1143 nucleotides. RefSeq lists its product as uncharacterized. The record is from RefSeq and is a predicted model, not a curated record. NCBI's taxonomy places the organism in Eukaryota, Fungi, Ascomycota, Sordariomycetes, Diaporthales, Diaporthaceae. The coding region runs from base 1 to 1143 and encodes 380 amino acids. The transcript has 3 exons.